CAGUAAAUUUUUUUCAAAUUCAAACUUUUUGAAAAAAUUUUUCCACUUUUUUAAAACGAAUAAAAAUAAAUUAAAUUAUGAUUAAUUCGAAUAAAAAUUGCUGAAAUGUUGACUUGUACUCCUACUUACAUCAGCGGUGCUUGUAAUUCCAACCCUUUUGCCGCGGAUUGGGGUGAAAACGAUGUAAUAUGCAUGUCAAUUGGAAAUGGAGUUGCAAUUCUGCAACCGAAAUUGGAAAAAGGAAACCCUGGUAGAAUAAAGGAUAUUUAUUUCGUUCAUAAGGGUAAAGUGAACGGGGUAAAAUGGGUAUCAAAACUUCAUGCCACCGACAGCCAACAUUUAAUUUCAUUUUCUGUGGAUAAAACUGCGAUAGUUUGGAAUUAUGAUGGUCAUCGAUGCCAUUCAAAAUAUAUCUUGGAAGGACAUAAUGAUGCUGUUGUUGAUGCAGCUGCAAUCAAUGUACUGCUCCCAAAUAAACUCGAAUGUAUAUUCGCAGCCACCAUGACCAUUGACACGCUGAUAUUAUGGAAAAAAAGUCAAACCGAUGAUAACUUCAUUCGUCUAGAUACCUACAAUUUUACGGACGUUGGUUUCGGUGCUUCCGGUUUAGCAUUUUCAAUCCUUCCUGGUACCCAGACUUUGAUUUUAGGCUGCCCGAAAAAAUUUAUCAACAUUAGUUUGUACAUUUGCGACUUGAGGUUACAAUCAGAUUCCAAUUAUUUCAAAGAAAGUAUAGUUUUAACCGGCCACACGAAUUGGAUAAAUCAUUUAGCGUUCGCUUAUACUGAUGACGAGAAAACGCUGUUGCUUGCUAGUUCAUCUCACGAUAAUACUAUCCACAUACGUCGAAUUCAACAAAAAGACAGACAGGAAGAACAAGAAGCUGCUCUAGGAGUUCAAGAAUUCAUAAUGUUCGCCGAAGAAAAACGAUUUUGUAUCACGAUAUAUUCAGUCUUAUACGGUCACGACCAAUGGGUAUAUUCUUUACAAUGGAAACACUUUGAAAAUGAAGAGAAAGAUGAAGAUAAAUUGAAACUAUUAUCCGUAUCAGCAGAUAAAACGGCGAUAGUUUGGCACCGAGAUCCGAGUAUUGAUACUUGGGUUGAGAAUUACCGUCUCGGGGAUGUUGGUGGAAACGUAUCCGGAUUUCUUGGUGGUAAAUUUAGUCCUUCUGGAGAGUUUAUUGCGGCUCAUGAUCUUCGUGGAGCAUUUCACGUAUGGAAAUAUAACAAGGAGAACGAUUCGUGGUCUUCGGAAACUCUGCCCGGAGGACAUUUCGAUGAAGUGGCUGAUAUACAGUGGGAUCCUCGAGGGCAAUUUUUACUAUCCGUUAGUGCAGAUAAGACCACUAGAUUGCAUGCUCCAUGGAGAGAAGAUAGUUCGCAUUGGUUCGAGUUUAGCAGACCUCAAACACACGGUUAUAGUAUAUCCUGCGUUACCACUCUACCACAUUGUAGAUUCAUUUCGGGAGCUACGGAAAAAGAAUUGAGAUUUUUCAUCGCUCCGAAAACUUUCAUACAAAACUUCAAAUAUUCGUCAUUUUUAGAAGAUUUAGACGAAUCCAAACAUCCUCACAAAAGUGCCCUCCUUCCGUCCCUCGACUUAUCGAAUAAACCAACCGAUGAAGUAGAAAAUAUCAAUAUAGAUUUGACUAAUUGCAAUGGGAAUGAGAUUUCAGUCAAUGGUAUUCCUACCGAAGACGAACUGGCACAAAAUACUUUAUGGCCCGAAAUGCAAAAAUUAUAUUACCAUCCGAACGAAGUAUCGAGCAUGGCAUCCAGCCACGAUGGAACUUUAAUAGCUUCAGCAUGUAAAGCAACAUCCGCCAAACACGCUUCAGUUGCAGUUUGGAAAGUCAAAUCAUGGGAUAAAAUUGAAAAAAUACAAGAACUAUCUUUCCAUCAACUAACCGUUACUCAGUUAGCUUUCUCGCCGGAUAAUUCUCGCUUGCUUACGGUCUCCAGAGACAGAUCGUGGUGUCUUUUCAAAAGCAACGAUCACGGAGUAGAACCGUUCGAAACGAUAGCCUAUACUUCGAAAUCUAAUGCUAUUCAUAAACGUCAAUUACAAUGUUGCGCCUGGACUCAUGACUCGAAGUAUUUCGCAACAGGAUCUCGAGAUGGGAAAUUAGUAAUCUGGGGUUACGACGCACCCGAACCUGACUCUUCAACUAAUGGAUACAAUAGUCAACACAUUUUAACCCUAAAUGAUGAAAAUAUUACAUCGGUGUCGUUCGCUCCAGUAUUCGUUGAAUCAGAUUAUUGUUUCGCAGUAGGUUUCGACGACGGUAAAAUACACCUGUACCGUUGGAAUGCGGAAAAUAAAUCACAAUGUUCGCAUUGCCUGACACUAAACGGAUCUAUGGCGCAUAAUAAGACCGUCGCCAGAGUAUUAUUCAGACCAAUAUCAAGCUGUAAUAAAAACCUUCUUCAAUUAGCCAGCAGUGCGGCAGAUAAUCUCGUACGAAUAUACGAUCUGUCAUGGACAAAGUAACUUCUGUGAAGUGUGAAGUAACAUGUGAUAAUUUUUACUGUAACAAAAUACAUUUUAUUGUAAAAUGCG
Messenger RNA from Planococcus citri (citrus mealybug), 2562 nucleotides. RefSeq names its product elongator complex protein 2 (gene Elp2). The transcript is spliced from 13 exons. Gene Ontology annotation, biological process: tRNA wobble uridine modification. Gene Ontology annotation, cellular component: elongator holoenzyme complex. Bases 106 to 2493 code for a protein of 795 amino acids. The record is from RefSeq and is a predicted model, not a curated record. Gene Ontology annotation, molecular function: protein binding. NCBI's taxonomy places the organism in Eukaryota, Metazoa, Arthropoda, Insecta, Hemiptera, Pseudococcidae.